This is a messenger RNA of Glycine soja, 1566 nucleotides long. Its product is annotated as ABSCISIC ACID-INSENSITIVE 5-like protein 2. The transcript has 4 exons. The record is from RefSeq and is a predicted model, not a curated record. Gene Ontology annotation, biological process: positive regulation of DNA-templated transcription. NCBI's taxonomy places the organism in Eukaryota, Viridiplantae, Streptophyta, Magnoliopsida, Fabales, Fabaceae. Gene Ontology annotation, molecular function: DNA-binding transcription factor activity. Gene Ontology annotation, cellular component: nucleus. Bases 256 to 1080 code for a protein of 274 amino acids.
CCAAUAAGAAGUCCUAUAUGAACCUAUCAACGUGUGCCACUUGCCAUCAUUUUCCACAAAAUUCCGAAUCAUUCCCACAUCACAACACAACUCAAGUUUACACCAACUACCCCUUUUCUUCGUUUCCGUUUUCUUCUCAAAUUGUUCCUAUUUUCACUGUGAUUCACCCCACCAAAUUAUGUGUUUCUCUCUGCACUUGCCAACCCCGAAUUCAUAGGGUCUCUCUCUUCUUAUUUUCAGGUUUUGGUUUGAAGAAUGGGGAUUCAGACAGUGGGAUCUCUAGGUAACGGGCAACAGUCUCAUUUACAGCCUUCAUCAUUGUCUAGGCAAGGUUCAUGGUAUAGUCUCACUCUUGAUGAGGUCAAUUGUCAAUUAGGAGACAUGGGAAAGCCAUUGGGGAGCAUGAACCUUGAUGAGCUUCUUCAAAAUGUGUGGACUGCUGAAGCAAGCAAGUCUUCGGUGGUGGUAGGCGUGGAGAGUGAGAACAUGUCGUCAUCGUCUUCCUCGCUGCAACGGCAGGCCAGCUUGACGCUGGCUCGUGCAUUGAGUGGGAAGACGGUGGAUGAUGUGUGGAGGGAAAUUCAGCAAGGUCAGAAGAAAAAGUAUGGAGAGGAUGUGAGGAGUCAGGAGGGAGAAAUGACUCUUGGUGAGACCACCUUGGAGGAUUUCUUGGUGCAAGCAGGGCUUUUUGCUGAAGCUUCUAUCAGUCCAGCUGUGGGGUUGGAUGCAAUGGAUUCCCUUGCCACGCAAGGUUUCCAACAGAAAACAGGCCUGUUAUCAUCCUCCCCCUCAAUCGGGAGUUUAUCAGACACGAGACUGGGCCGGAAAAGGGAUGCUUCUGAUGCGUACGAGAAAACUUUGGAAAGGAGGUUGAGGAGGAAAAUCAAGAAUAGGGAAUCUGCUGCUCGGUCCCGAGCCCGAAAACAGGCUUACCAUAAUGAACUGGUUGGCAAGGUUUCCCGUCUAGAAGAAGAAAAUGUAAAGCUCAAGAAAGAGAAGGAAUUUGAAGAACGAUUACUGCCUGAUCCAUUGCCUGAACGGAAAUAUCAACUUCGAAGACAUAAUUCUGCCUUUUUCUGACAUGUUAUCGUGUUCUUGAUUUGAUGGGGACAUGUCCAGGAUUGCAUCACUGCACUGGUCAUUGCUGUUGCUACUGCUUUGCAUUUGCUCUAGUAGGAGAGUAUGCUCCAUAUCAAUCUACAAUUAACUAACUAUAGGGUACAUAUUGCAGCAAAGGUUUGAUGUUCAUAAGUUUUAGUAGCUUUGCUUGGAAUCAGUAUCAGAAAAUAUUUGAGUCCAGUGGAAGCCCUGGAAGGGUUGUUUUUUUGUAUAAUGAUUAUCUGUGUGUACUAGGGCUAGGCAGUUAUUGAAAGGUGACCUACCAAAAAAGCUGAAGCUAGGUAAGGUAGGCAUUGCUAGCAUUUCGGAACUGCAAUAUUGUAUUAGUCUAAACUAAUAUAUGUUGAUAAGUGUUAGGGGAAAAUCCAGUUAUGAGAAUUAGUGUGCUUUGUAGCGAUAAUUUUCUAGAAAAGAUGAAAUAGCAAAAGAAAAGUUUGUUUAUUAUUA